Messenger RNA from Melampsora larici-populina 98AG31, 1113 nucleotides. RefSeq lists its product as uncharacterized. NCBI's taxonomy places the organism in Eukaryota, Fungi, Basidiomycota, Pucciniomycetes, Pucciniales, Melampsoraceae. The record is from RefSeq and is a predicted model, not a curated record. The transcript is spliced from 2 exons. Bases 1 to 1113 code for a protein of 370 amino acids.
AUGAGUGAACCACAAGAAGCAGGAGACGUACCUCCAAUCUUGACAUUGGAUCGCCGGUUGUGGAUAGAAGUCAAGGACUCAGAUGAAGAGAUCUUCGAUAUCUACUCUAGGCUCGCUGGAUCAACUGAGACCUCUUCAGGGGCACCAAUCACUUCGGUCGGUCAAAAAUCAGGCAAUGGUCUUGGUUUUCUUGAUUCUUCAUCAUCAGUACUUGAAAUAGAACUCGAAAUCCAUCAACCAAAGGGGGUUAAUUCUCAAAAUGGGUCUGAAGUCACUCUUGAGAACUUUUCAAGUAAGAAGAGAGGAAGAUCUUACAAAUCUAAACCGAAACAACGGGUUUUAGCGACUAGGACUAUUACUGCUCAGCUUCAUCAAGAUAUCUAUGCUAUCAAUCAUAGAAAAGGAGAUACAGGAUCGGUGGUUUGGCGAGCUAGUGUUGACUUUGCUGAACUUUUGUGGUACGAUUUGUUAUAUCCAGCAAAUAGAGGAAUCGACGAACUUUGUGACUCCUUACUCAACAUGAACUUAUUGGUCUCAUCACUACGGAUUCUCGAAUUGGGUUCAGGUACUGGUGCUUUGGCGGUUCUGUGUAACAAGAUGUUUCCAAGUGAUUCUCAGUCUAGUUGGACGGUAUCUGAUCAAUCAAGCUUAUUAUCUACAAUCUCACGAAACUUGACUUUAAAUAAGUUAACACACGUCAAUGAGUUUCAACAUCCUAGUCAAUAUCAAGUUGAAGAAAUAGAUUGGUUAGAGAUUGAAAAAGAUUGGAUGAAGAUUAAUUUGAAACCCGAUUUAGAUGAAAUUCAAUCAAGUUACGAUCUGAUCCUUGCUAUAGAUUGUUUAUAUAAUGAAUCUCUCAUCUUACCUUUUCUUCAUACUUUAGAUCAUAUUGCUAAACCUCAAUCAUCAGACGGUAGAUCGGCUACAUUAGUGUUAAUCGUUUCACAAUUAAGAUCAGAGGAAGUGAUGAGAUUAUUUGUUGAAAGUUGGAUCAAGUUGCCUUUUUGGAAGAUUUUUAGAGUGGAUCUCGAUGGGUUACGUUCAGAUUUGAAACUUGAUCUUUCACACCCAAAAUAUGUGGUUUGGUUUGGUUGGAAGGUGAAGAGUAGAUGA